Ceratitis capitata (Mediterranean fruit fly) is the source of this 450-nucleotide messenger RNA. Its product is annotated as protein qua-1. Lineage: Eukaryota; Metazoa; Arthropoda; Insecta; Diptera; Tephritidae. Bases 1 to 450 code for a protein of 149 amino acids. The record is from RefSeq and is a predicted model, not a curated record. The transcript has 2 exons.
AUGCGCACCAAUUUGUCGUAUUGUUAUUGCUCGACAACAUUGGCCGGUGGCGAACUCGAGACCGUCGAAGAGGCGGAGAGUGGCGAGAGCAACGGCUACGAAGAAGAUGACGAGAUUGAGGAUGGUGGCGGCGGCAAUGCUGAUGGUGACGUUGGUGGCGCUGGUACCGAUUCGACGACAGCGGUGUUAGAGGGUAGUGUUGGCGGUGAUAUUGGUGGUGGUAAUGGCACCGGUACAGUAACAACCGAAGAGGAAGGACGAGCGAAGCAAACGAAAACGAAAAAUGGCAAUGAACAGAAAAAGCAGGCGAGGCAACGUCAUGUCAAAUUGGUGGACUGUAGGGGUAAUGGUCGGGAUAAUGGUAAUGGUGGUAGUGGAAGUGGUGGUGGUUGUGGUGGUGGUGGUAAGCCUACCGCAUUUUGUCCGGUAUUUGUGAUAAAUGGUGAAUGA